Molecule: messenger RNA, 2172 nt
Organism: Corythoichthys intestinalis (scribbled pipefish)
Lineage: Eukaryota; Metazoa; Chordata; Actinopteri; Syngnathiformes; Syngnathidae
Gene: orc2
Product: origin recognition complex, subunit 2
Exons: 15
Coding region: 242-1978 (578 amino acids)
Biological process (GO): DNA replication
Cellular component (GO): nucleus; nuclear origin of replication recognition complex
Molecular function (GO): DNA replication origin binding
Source: RefSeq, a predicted model, not a curated record
UUAAAAAUUCAGCAUGAUGGCGCGGAAAGUUGUCACACCACACGGUUAGCGUGUUUUCCCUUUUUUCUCCGUCAAUAUUUACGGUUUCUGAAGGUUAUGUUAAUUCCGUUACGCUUACCUUAGAGGUCACCUACUCUAUAGUGUUCGUAUCAAUCGAGUGCAACACGUGGUUGUACCUCGAUGCUUCUGCUUGACGUUAAGACAUAUCGUCUGGUUACUGGUCACCUCUAUUCCUGAAGUCAUGAGCGUGUUGGAGGUAAAGUUCGUCGGGGAUGGAGAUGUUCUGGAGCACAUCGUCGACAAACAGGAGGAGUUGCAGAGCAGUGCUGGAGCAAUACAGAAGAUGGUCACCUUUAAGAAACCGGUGGGACCGCGAGCAAGAGAUGAUUCACAAGUGAUGGAAGGAGAUGAAAAUGGCGUCCACGAUGAGCAGAAUUACGUUCACGCUUUUUGUGCAGACAGUGCAGAAGAUGACGAGGAUACAUCUAGAGUUGCAGGAUCGGCUAUUUUCACUUUUCAGAAGAGCAAACGGGGCCACAGCCUAGCGCAGACUGCAAAUGAGUUGGCACGGACCCCAGGGAAAAGUGUGAGCUUUAGUAGUACUUCUAACAAUGAAGCAUCCACGCCCACUCGGACACGUCGCAACCAGAGAGGUGAAAACCGAACACCCCAGAGGCGCAAAAGGGUGCAGUUUGUCUCUACAACACCCCACAGGCUAAGGAAGAGAAUGACAACUCCCAGUCUUCGAUCAGACAGCGACAGUGAGCUUUCACCCUCUGACUCUGGGGAAGAGGAAGAAGAAGGAAAUGAUGAUGAUGAAGUCAUUGUUGAUGAAGAGCAGAAAGUGAAGAAAGAUGACCGAGAGAACAAGACCCCAAAAACGCCUUGUAAAGGUUUAUCAGCAGCACUUUACAAGACCCCUGGCAAAAAGGGCAAGCGCACUCCCGAACCAAUCGCCCAAACUGCAAUGGUUGAAGAGUAUUUCGAGGCCCAUGGCAGCUCAAAGGUCUUGACAUCAGAUCGCACGCUGGAUCGUUUACACACACCAAAACUAGACCGGGAGAGACUUUUCCAACUCUUAGAAGAAAAACCUUCCUGCUACAUCAGAGAGAUCCAGCAACUCCAUAACAAACACAAAAUGCACUUUAGCAAAUGGAUGUUACAGUUACAGUUGGGAUUCAGUGUGCUGCUGUACGGUUUGGGAAGCAAGAUAGAGCUGCUGGAGGAAUUUCGUUCUUCUUACUUGUCUCAAGAGAUACAUCUUGUGAUAAACGGAUUCUUCCCUUCCAUUACACUGAAAUCGAUCUUGAACACUUUGAUAUGUGAGGUUCUUGAGCACCAGGGGAGUUUCCGAACACCAUCUGACCAAAUUCAGUACAUCUCACAAACCCUUAAGAACGAUCGCCAUGUCUACUUGUUAAUCAAUAAUAUUGAUGGACCAAUGCUGCGAGGAGAGAAGACUCAGAGUGCCCUGGGACAGCUGGCUUCACUGCCCAACAUUCACUUGGUGGCUACUAUUGACCACAUCAACGCUCCUCUCGUGUGGGACCAGUUCAAACAGAGCCAAUUUAAUUGGGUGUGGUGGGAGUGUGUAACAUUUAAGCACUACACAGAGGAGACAUCUUAUGAAAAUUCUCUGCUGGUGCAGCAAACAGGGGCUCUGGCUCUGUCCUCUCUUACACAUGUCCUUCGCAGCUUGACCCCAAAUGCACGAGGAAUUUUCAAACUACUUGUGAAAUUUCAGCUGGAAAACAAAGACAAUCCUUCAUAUACAGGAUUGUCAUUCCAAGAUUUUUACCAGCGUUGUCGCGAGUCGUUCUUGGUGAACUCUGACCUCACACUUAGGACCCAGUUGACAGAGUUCAAAGACCACAAACUGAUACGGACACGCAAGGGUGCAGAUGGCGUGGAGUACCUAUUAGUUGCCGUGAAUGCAAGCACACUGUUGGACUACUUGGAAAAUGAGGAAGGUGACUGAGAAGAUCACUAUGAAUUGCACAGUUUAUCACCAGCAACAAAACAUAGGUUGUCAAAUACUAUUUGAACAUGCAUUUAGAUAACUCUUUGUCCAUGGUAAUUUAAUAGUCAAACUGACUUAAUGAUCUGUCCUCACCUAGUCAUGCACAUUUUUUUAAAGUGUGCGUGAUGUGACUCAAAGCCGCGUUAAUAAAG